UCUAAUGAGCUUCCGUGCCGCGAGAGAACGUCAUCUCCCCCGUUUGGGAUUUUAUGUAUGUGUGUAAAAAAAGAGUGUGGUGAAUGCGAUUAAAUGAGCUCAGGAUGAAAUUGAAGACACGGACGUGUGUCUUAGUCUCCGUCGUAAUCUCCACUUUGAUCUUCCAUGUCGUCUACUUCAUCGCUAUCGCGGACAACCGUCCAUUCUACAGGUGAAGUUCGUUCAUCAGGGAUCGAAAUGUCACUAUGAUGGAAAUCGACAAUAAUUUGCUGAUGGCCCGUUUGCAAGAUCGUCGACGAGAUGAAGGAGAUGGCGUUUCGUGCAAACACCCAGUGUUGGAUAUUUUUGACGAGGCGAUCAUGAAGUUUUUUCCACCGAGCCCAAAACUGGAUUGCGCAUCCGAACCCCCUUGGGUCCACCUGCGUGGGGACAAGGUUGUGGUUGACCAAAAUCUAGUCCGCGAACGAAGCAUUCGAUGCAAUUUCGCAGAGGUUUUGCGAGCUACAGAAGAUCUCAACCGUCGAGGUCCCACCUAUUCAACAGACAAAGAACAUAAAUUCCGCCUUUCCGACUUCGUUGAAGCUAGUUGUACAGAUAGACACGGCAACAAAUGGGAAUCAGUCAUAGCUGGUGGAUGGCGUAAUGAAAAAGUUGCUUCCACCACUGGUUGGCAGUUACUGUCACCUGAUGGUUUGCCCGUCAAUGUUCUCAUAUGGGGUCAAGAUUCCAUUUCUCGAAACACUUUCGUCAGGAAACUGCCGAAAACGUAUGAAUUCCUAAUGGGAGCCCUUGGAGGGAUCGUGUUGAAAGGCUACAAUAUUGUGGGUGACGGAACUCCUCAAGCCAUAAUACCUCUGAUGACUGGGAAAACCGAGAUAGAACUUCCUGACGCUCGGAAACGGAUGGGAGAUGCGGCGAGUUCCGUGGAUGUGUAUCCGUUCAUUUGGAAGAAAUUUAAAAGCCGGGGAUACGUGACGGGUUACCUGGAAGACGGACCCGACAUCGGUACUUUCCAGUGGCGUCUGAAGGGUUUCAAGGAGCAACCCACGGAUCUCUAUUCUCGUCCCUUGUAUCUGAGCCGGAAGCGACUGGGUUUGAGUCCCCGUUGUCAUCACCGAAACUCCACAAAUCUUAUGGUUCAAGAGUACUUCAAAGCUGCGUGGGACGCGUAUGUGGACAAGCCCAAGUUCUUCUUCCAGUUCCAAAGGGAAUUUUCCCACGAUGACCACAACGCUAUCGGGAUCCUGGAUGAGGAAAUCCUCGACUUUUUCAAGUGGUUCCACCAUAAUGGUCAUUUGAAUCGAACGAUUUUGAUUGUGAUGACUGAUCAUGGACACCGGUUUGCUGCCAUUCGGAAAACGCAUCAGGGCAAGCUGGAAGAACGAAUGCCCUUUUUCUACUUCCGGUUUCCAGAAUGGAUGAGAUCUCGGUAUCCCGAAGCUUUGAAACAUUUUGAAGAGAAUUCGGAUUUAUUGUCGACGCCUUUCGAUGUUCACGAAACUCUGGUGGACAUUUUGCAUUUCAAGUCUUUGGACUUCGAUGCCAAGAUUGAAGAUGAUGAUGGAUCCAUGCCCCGAGGCAUCAGUUUAUUCAGACGCGUCCCCAGGGGCAGGACUUGCACGGAUGCGGCCAUUGAAGCCCAUUGGUGCGCAUGCCUUCAGUGGGAACCACUGGAAACUGAAUCGAACCAGUCGAGAGACGUUGCGAAUGCCGUUCUCAAAGUGAUCAACGAGUACAAUGCGCAGCAAUUGACGCAGUUUCGGGCCAUGCCUGGCGUAGAGCAGGACAUGUGCGCGAUUUGGCAGCUAGCGAAAGUCGUGUGGGCCACCAGAUUUGCCAGCAACUCGAAAAUUUUGCAAUUUUCGCAAAGCAAGGAUGCUGAUGGAUUCCACGCGCAGCUUGACGCCUCAACGAAGCCAGCUGUAGAAAUUUAUCAGAUCUCUUUGACAGCUGAACCCGGAAAUGGUCAAUUUGAAGCCACUGCCCAUUUCAAUGUAGAAAAGAAAUCUUACAAAAUCGAGAUAUCGCAACCCGGAGCAGCCAAAAAUUUUGCCUGCUCCAGGCUCCGCUCCGCUCCAGCUAAAAUUGCUCUGCUCCGGGCUCCAGGCUCCAGCUCCGCUCCAAAAAUUUUGCAAUUUUCGAAAACCAAGGAUGCUGAUGGAUUCCACGCGCAGCUUGACGCCUCAACGAAGCCAGCUGUAGAAAUUUAUCAGAUCUCUUUGACAGCUGAACCCGGGAAUGGUCAAUUUGAAGCCACUGCCCAUUUCAAUGUAGAAAAGAAAUCUUACAAAAUCGAGAUAUCUCAAGUCAGUAGGAUAAACAAAUACAAAACACAAGCCGGUUGUGUUGCUGAUAAACUGCAUCAGCUACGGAAAUUCUGCAAUUGUUUGAAGGGUGACACACACCAUGAUCAUCACGCCUCCUCAGUUCCCCACGCCCAGAGCUGGUGGGCCUGGGGAACCCCCAUGAGGAAGCCCAUGCCGAGGACUUCAGAGCAGGUCUUAUCAACUGGUGGUACGAUACCCCUAGUUUUGGGCUUGCUGCCACUGGGUAUAGGGGCCUAUACAAUCCCCAGAAUUUUGGGGAACCCCCAUGAGGAAGCCCAUGCCCAGGACUUCAGAGCAGGUCUUAUCAACUGGUGGUACGAUACCCCUAGUUUUGGGCUUGCUGCCACUGGAGAGAAUCUUGAAUGGGUGCUGAAUUUGGAUCUGGAUGGGCACCCACAUAAUCCCGACAGCAGUGUUUGA
Notodromas monacha is the source of this 2747-nucleotide messenger RNA. Lineage: Eukaryota; Metazoa; Arthropoda; Ostracoda; Podocopida; Cyprididae. The record is from the annotation of a GenBank genome assembly.